CAGUUGUUUGUUAUUCGUUGAUGUGACGGUCGAGGAAAAUUUAAUCACGACUUUUUCUGACUUUAAAUAAAGAAAAAUUGCAAUUGACAUAUUAUCAGUGAUAUUUAACAUUUCAUGAUCGCAUAGAAAAGUGCAGAAAUAUAAACACAAUCAGGAAAAUGUGCUGGAAAAUAAGAAUAUUGUGAUCUCAAUCUAAAUUUUUCACUUUUUUUAUAAUCAAUACAUACAUAAAGAAAAGUUUAACGAAAACAAGAAAAUGGAGGAUUAUAAAUUCUUGUUCAAAGUGGUAUUAAUUGGAAAUUCUGGUGUUGGCAAAACAUGUCUGGUUCGAAGAUUCACUCAAGGAGUUUUUCCCAAAGGACAAGGUGCAACAAUAGGAGUUGAUUUUAUGAUUAAAACAUUGGAGAUUGAAAACAGUGCUGGUCAAAGAGAGGCUGUAAAGUUACAAAUUUGGGAUACAGCAGGUCAAGAAAGAUUCAGAUCAAUCACACAAUCCUAUUAUCGUAGUGCUCAUGCUUUAAUUCUUGUCUACGAUAUUUCCUGUCAACCAACGUUUGAUGCACUCUCCGAUUGGAUUCGAGAAAUACAAGAAUAUGCAAAUCCAAAAGUAUUAAAAAUUCUUGUUGGAAAUAAAACAGAUCGUGAUGAUCGUGAAAUUCCCAUGAGAGUGGGUGAAGAAUUUGCAAAACAACAUGAAAUGUAUUUUCUUGAAACAUCAUCAAAACAGGGAGAAAACGUUGAACGUUUAUUCUAUGAAAUUGCAGCAGAGCUUAUUGAGCAGGCACGUCAAAAAGGUGGAUUAUCAAGAAACCAUCACGAUUCUAGUGUUACAAAUUUAGGAAUUAAGAAUAAUUUAGGGAAUUUCCAAUCGAAUUGCUGCAGCGGAUCUGGAAGUAAUAAUAACUGAAAGCAUUUUUUUCAAUAGCAAUUCAACCAUUACUAAUCUGUGUAACUUUAAUUUGUCAUCCAUCGAUCAUUAUUCGGGGAACAAUUUAUUGAGUAUAAAUACAAUUUUUGGUAAAUUUAUAAAGAGAAUCGAAGCAGAGACGUUGCCUAACAACUCAUUCCAGUGGUUUUAAUUUAUUAUUGAUAAUCAAGAAGUGUUCACGAUCAACACUUUUAUAUUUUUUUAAUGCAACUUUCAAAGCUUCCUUUCAUUGUCUUUUUUUUUGUUUUGUUUUUAGUUAAAUUUUUUUUUGUUAUAAUAAAGAAAGAGAAAAGUUUAAUUAACUUCUCUUCUGUCACAAAAAGAAAAUCGUCAACGCGAUAAAAUCAAACAUUUGAGUCAAGGAAAUGAUAAACUUCAAUUUAAAAUGCCAAAUAUAUGAAAUGUGACGUAAAUUGUGAAAAUUUCUUUAAUAUAUUUUAUUUUAUUUUGAACAUUAUUUGCAUUGAAGACAUACUGAGACUGUAUGUUUAAUAAUUUUUAAUAAAAUAAUUAAUAAGAAUUCUUAUUUGAAUAUUUUUUUUAUUUUCUUGAUUUCUUCUUUCGAUCCAUUGAAUUAUUGCUUGAACUGCUGCUGCUGCUACUGGAUCGCUUUUUUCGAUGCUUUCGUUCUUUUUUCGAAGAUUUCUUUUUAUGAUCUCGAUGGGAUUUCUUUUUUCUCUCAUCACGCGAUUUAUCAGAAUUAUUUGAGCGGCUUCUUGACCUACGUUUUCUAGAAUGUCGUGAUGGAGAAGGUAAGCGAUUUCGUUUAGGUGAAAAUCUUCUUCUUUGGCGAUCUCUUGAUCGUGAUCUUGAUCGCCUUUUAUUGACGGGUGAGAAAUCUCUUCUCUGAUCGCGAUCUCUACGUCUGUUUGUCAUAUUUCGAUCGUCAUAUCGAUUUCUAUCUUGUCUUGAGUCUUGUCUUCUUGAAUUAUUUCUACCACCAUCCGAUCUUUGAGAUAGAAAUUUCGCAUCACGAUCAUAAAUUGUAUAAUUUCCUUUUCCACGCCACUUAACUUUAGUUACAGAUUGUGAAAAAUCUACAUGAACUCUUCGAUCGUCUAUCAACGCCAUAUCCAUAGAGAAGUAAGCUUGUUCGCAUGAGUUUGUGUUUUCGAAUUCAACGAAUGCAUAUUGUAAAGAUUCACCAGAAACUUUAUCUCGAAUAACUUCGCAUGAUUUGACUUUUCCAUAUCGUCCAAAAAUGAUUUUCAAGUCAUCUUCAGUUGUGACAGGAUUAAGUUUGCAAACAAAGAGGACAUUUUCAGGUGGUGCAAUGUCAGCGUCGGGUAUGUCACCAACAAUCUCUAAAAUAGUUGCACGAGCCUUAGCUUCUCGUUCUUGAACCAUUUCUAUGACUUCAGCUUCUGUCUUUCCUUUUGCAUCGUCGAUUUCUUCAUCAGCAGCGAUUCUUCCAUUUUUCAAACGUUCAGCUGAUGGUGACGGACUUCUACUGGGUUGACGAAAUCCUCGUGGAUCAGAAAAUGGAUCAUCCAAUACUACAGUGUGCGUUAUUCUUAUAUCUUUAAAUGGUCGAAAAUUCUCAUCCACAAUUGUUUCGUUAAGUUGACGUAAAACUUCAUGUCCUUCCACAACUUCGCCAAUCACACAAUGAAUGUUAUCCAAAGAUGACAGGUCAGGUCCCAAAGUGAAUAGGAACUGAGAUCCAAUAAAGCUCUUCCCAUCAGACACCAUACUAGAAGAAUCCCGGUUCACUAUGAAGAAUCUUUGGAAUAUUUUCAGCUUCAAAGAACCGUUCACUGGGACCGUGAAUGACACCCCAAAAUGACUCUCCUUUAUCUCCAUCACCUGUUGGAUCACCCGUUUGUGCUAUGAAGUUUUGUUGGAUUGUGUGGAAUAAAUUAAAAUUAUAAUAUUUCAAUUUACAAAGUUUCAAGAAAUUAAGACAAGCUUUCGGUCUUUCUUUCAGAAACAAGUCGACAGUUAUGUCACCUAUAGUCGUUUCAAUGACUACUGACAUUUUUCAAAUAAAUACUCUUUAAUUAUAAUGCAGAAAUCGAUUUUAAACGCGAUGUAAACAAUAGAAAUGAACACAAUCAGAAAAGUUCAAAAUGAAGUUCAAAAGUUGACUACAAUUUAUUACCAACAACCCUUUGAAUUCACACUUACGUACCCUCCGUGCAAAAAAUUUCACAUUCCAACAAAAAAAGAUGGAAAGGGCAAAAUAUUUAAAAUACAUUUAAAAUCAAUGUUAUCAAAUGAAAACAGUGCUUCGCAGGAAAUGAACGGAAACGAAGAACCAAUUGAGAUUAAAGUCGAGCCGGAAAUUCACGAUCUUUUGCCAUUUGAAGAUUUCGAUAUCGAUCAGUUUGUUGAUUAUCUUCAGAACGAUGAAGAAAUCGCAGGCAAUAAUCUCCAUCUGAAUGAAUCGUCACCAUCGCCGAAUCAUCAAUCAGGAUAUGUAAAUAAUUUCACACAUGAAGCAACUACGCAAUCAACAUCCGAGAAAUUCUUUUACACAUGCACUGUGUGCAGGGAGAUAUUGGGCAACAGCCAGGAAUUGUUAAAUCAUGUGCGAACACAUACAAGUAUGAAAGUUUAUAAUAGCGAGAACAGUCGAAAGAAUUCUCAUGGACCAAAAUGCAGCAUUUGUCAUCGAAAAUUUAGCGAUCUUCGAAAUCUAUCAACACACGAGAAAACCCAACAUUUGCCACCUUUCAAGUGCCGAUUUUGUGGUGCAAUGUUCAGUUUAUUGAAGUAUUACAAGGUCCAUCUGAACCUCCAUUCAAAUCAAAAACACCGCAGCAACGUACGCGUACCUGAAAGUAAAAUGAAUAACAAUAAGCAGUGGAAUAAAUCGAGUACUUCUAACUACAGAUCGUUAGUACAAACAUCCAAUCAAGGCCUUUCAUCGCAGCUCAAUCAACAAACGAAGCAUCAUCUACCGCAGCUAUUACGUUGCAAAUAUUGUCAUAAGCAAUUUUCAAAACUCUCCAGCUUCAAGAAGCAUCAAAUGCUUCAUGAGACUGUUGAGGAUCGAUCAAGUGUUCAAGUUAAUCCUGAAUUGCAAAGCCAAAGCAUAUCACGAACAAGCAACGAGUUCUCUCAUGUUAAUCAGUCGUCAUCAUCGUCACUAAAUAAAUCAGGAAGUCUCACUUUGACUCCAUCGCUUCUUUCAAAUCUCAAUAAGCUCGCAAACCUCAGUUCAACAGAUUCUCGUGAUGGAAAGAAGCCAGCAAUCCUUAUCAACAUCAAUACAAAUGAUCCAUCAAUGAAAGAUGAUUGUUCAUCGAAAUCACAAGAAAUGCCAGUUGGAAGCAAUAAUUCUGGACUUAUGAUUAGUUCAGUUUCGACUAUGGAUAAGAAAUGUUACGAUAAAAAUUUACAAAAUCCAGCAAAAGCAACUGUCAUGAUUCAAAAUGGAAAAAAAGCAAUUUCUCUGUCCGAUCUUCAAUGUCCGAUUUGUAAGAAAAUUGUUUCUCAACCAUUCAGUUUAAAAAUUCAUCUUCGAACACAUACAAUGGAGAGGCCUUUUACAUGUACAGUGUGUGGUAAAAAAUUCAGUCAAAGUUGCAAUUUGAAAACACACAUGAAGACACAUUCGAUAAAACGUCCUCAACAACAGCCAAUGCAGUGCAAUAUUUGCAAUAAAGUUUUUUCACGCGCAUCUUCUUUAAAUUCCCAUAUGAUUUCUCAUACAGCAAAGCUUUAUUGCUACGCUUGCAAUAUAAACUUUGAAGACGAUGUUUUAACGUACUCACAACACAUGCAAUCACAGCAUCUCGUAACAAUGACGAAAGAUUGUAUGAGUCGUACAAGAAUAAAUUUACAACAGCAACAAAAUGAAAGUCAAUUGCAUCAUCGCAGUAAUGAGUCACUGGCUUCUAUCGUAAAAGUAGAACCGAACGAGACUUUCCACACAGAGGAUAAACCGCAACAAAGACUUAUGGAAGUAUUUCAAGUGCAAUCAUCAUCCGUUACUAAUGGCCAAAUACCAAAAUUGAAGAUAACAAUAAAGAAGGAACCGAUGCAAGAAAAUAAUUCAGACGAUCCACCCAAACAUGAUGAAAAUGAUGAUGGAAAUGAAAGCGAUUCAAGUUCAUCUUCAGAUUCAUCGGACUCAUCAAGCAGCUCUUCAAAUAGCAGCAGCAGUAGUUCUUCCACUUCGUCAGACUCCAAAGACGAUCAAGACAAUAAGUGAACCUUUUGAAAAUAAUAACUUAACAUAAAAAUAAUAAUUAGACAAUACUCGACAUGCAUCCAUCAUAUCAAUAACAAUAAUUACACCACAAAAACAGUCAUUUUGUGCUUAGCGCAAUGCUCUAUAAAGUAUACGUUAAUUAUAGUAUAAUUUUCAGUUUUAUACUAUCCUUAACAAUCAAUAAUCCGAUGAUGAUGAUGGGUAGGUUUGGAAAUUUUUGAUUUUAUUCUUGAAUUUUGAAUUUCUGAUUAAAUACAGUGAACUUUUGAUUUAACACACUAUCGAUGCAGCAUUUCUCUCGAUAAUACGUCGCUUCUUGCUAGCGAAAUCUGUAGUAAAACGUUGUUCUCUCGAUGCAACACUUUCUUCGGUCCCUUGGCUAUUGUUAUAUCAAGACUUCACUGUAUUUACAUAAAUCUAUCCACACCAGACUUAAACUAUCAAACUAUUCUGCUGAAUCUCCUUAAAAACUUCAACAAAAUAUCUUGCAAUAAAAGAAAGAAGAAAAACUUAAAGAAAUAAUUAAAAUUAUUAAAAUCCUUUGGUACUUAUAAAGUUACGAAUUGACUGUUAAAACUCAGGAAUUAGGUGAAAGAUUUUAUUUAGAAUUCUUUAUUUUCACGUUUUACGAUAAGAAUUUUUGAUUUUUCUUUGUUUGGUUGGAAAUUUGUUUCAAUGGUGUGUAAAUAUUGAUGAAUAGAACCAAAUCAAGCCUCCUUUUAUAUAUCUAGAAUGAAUUGAUGUUAGACAAAUUGGUUGCGAAAUAAACAGACGAAUCCUUAGAUAUUUUCUAUUCAUUUCCAUGCUGUUGUUACGCAACAUUGAAAUUGAAUUUUUUUUAUUCUUAUCGAACAAAGUGUAUCGAAUAAAAAAGCUAACUAAACAUGUUACAUCGUUGAUAAAAAAUUUAUUGUUAAUCUUAUUCCUCAAAUGAAUAAAGUGAAACGUAAAUGAAAA
Messenger RNA from Clunio marinus, 6044 nucleotides. NCBI's taxonomy places the organism in Eukaryota, Metazoa, Arthropoda, Insecta, Diptera, Chironomidae. The record is from the annotation of a GenBank genome assembly.